GUGAACGGCAGAUGGUGCGCUUCGAAGGUAGACGGGAAUAUGAGUAUCGUUGCGAUUAUAUCCUGCCCAACCUUGCAUUACGUAACUGAAGAGCCGCCGCCAGAGACCACUACCAUUAAUCCAUUUGAGUCUCGCUCAGUACCGAAAAAGCCUGAGUAUGAAGCUGAAACGGAACCGCCACCUCCAGAAAGCUUGUGCAUUCCCUUCCGAUACGGAGACAAAAUCGUGAACGGAUGCGUGGGCGAGGAAGGGAAGGAGGAGAUAAUUAAGACGGAGGGAGAAGGAGGAGAGAUAACCUGGUGGACAGUGAAAGGCAGAUGGUGCGCCUCAGAAGUAGACGAGAAUCUGAAUCCCGUAACCAUUAUACUGUGCGACGUGUGCGUUCCCUUCAGCCUCAAAGGGAUGCUCAUGAGGGGCUGCGUGGGCGGCCAGUGGUGCGCCGCAGAGGUGGACGAGGAUAUGAAUGUCUUGAGGGCUAUGAGCUGUCCGGAAAUUUCUUCCGUAACAGAACCACCGCUAGAGACCACUAGCACAUUUGAGUAUGAAGCUGAAACGGAAGAGCCACCUUCAGAAAGUAGUGGGUGCGUUCCCUUCCGCUACGGAGAGGAAAUCGUGAGCGGAUGCGUCGGCGAGGAAGGGAAGUGGGCCAUAAUUGAGGUAGUGGGAGAAGGAGGAGAGAUGAGAGGGACAGUAGUGAAGGGCAAAUGGUGCGCCACAGAAGUAGACAAGAAUCUGAAUAUCGUAUCAGUUAAAGUCUGCACAACCGUCCCUGUGCCACCCAUGGGCGCCGCCACUACACCCACCGGUGAGGCUGUGACCGGACUGUGUGUUCCUUUCCGAUACGGAGGGGAAAUCGUGAGCGAAUGCAUCGGCGAGGAAGGGAAGUGGGAGUGCCCAAUGGAGCAGUGUGUUCCCUUCCGAUACGGAAAGGAAAUUGUGAGCGGAUGCAUCGGCGAGGAAGGGAAAGUGGAGACAUUUGAGUUGGCGGGAGAGGGAGGAGUGAAGUUUAAGUUGACCCUGAGCUACAGAUGGUGCGUCUCCAAAGUGGACGAGAAUUUGAAUGCCAUGAAGAUUAUAAGGUGUCCGGAAAUGGCUCUGGAUGUUUCCUCCCCAGCUCCACCCGAAGAACCACCAGUGGGUGCUGCCACUACGGCCACAGGUGAGAAUGUGAACCUCUUAUGUGUGAUCAUGUUGACAUUUGUGGUUUUGACCAUGCACUCUCCAAGUGAACAGCCACCAGUAAACGCCACUGAAUGUGUUCCCUUCCGACACGAUGGUGAAAUUGUGAGCGGAUGCAUAAUGAACUGUAUACCUUACCCUCAGCUCCAAGUGAACAGCCACCAGUGA
This is a messenger RNA of Penaeus vannamei (Pacific white shrimp), 1347 nucleotides long. NCBI's taxonomy places the organism in Eukaryota, Metazoa, Arthropoda, Malacostraca, Decapoda, Penaeidae. The record is from RefSeq and is a predicted model, not a curated record.